UAAGUGCCGACAGUUUUCUGGGGUUUCAGGCGCAGCUGCUUCCCAUAUGACAAAAUAGUCGACAACAAUCGUGUCCGCCAGUUCACCAUACAUUUCGAGAAGUUACGGUUCACAAUCCGCAGAUCUUGUGAACGAGAUAUAUAUUUACACCAGGGUUAAGAAAGUAAUGGAUGGAGGGAUUCAUAUGCUAAAUCAAACACAACCCGUCCGCGGAAGAGGAAAGAAUAGAACUAAAUUAAUAAAUGCUAUGUGUGAAAGGAUGCCUUUGGGAGAAGCAGCAAAACUAGUCAGUGAGGAAAUGUCUUCAUUUCCUGGGAAAACUCCAGUUUCUGUUCUUCAAGAACUAUUAUCUCGACGGGGUAUAACGCCCAAGUAUGAACUAGUGCAAAUUGAGGGUGCUAUUCAUGAACCAAUAUUUCGUUACCGAGUUUUCAUCAAUAACGAAUUCAUUGCUACGGGCACUGGACGGUCGAAAAAAGAAGCAAAACAUGCAGCAGCUAAGAAUUUAUUAGAUGUACUUGUUGGCAAGCAAACCAAUGAGCAAGCUAAUGAUACCAAUGGUACACCAGCAUUGCCAGUGGAAAUACCUAAUACUGUUGUAUCACCAUAUGACGAUAAAGUAAUGGGAAAUCCUAUUGGUUGGUUGCAAGAAAUGUGCAUGUCGCGCCGUUGGCCUCCUCCUUUUUAUGACAUGGAACACGAGGAAGGACUGCCUCAUGAGCGCCAAUUCACCAUUGCCUGCAGUGUUCUGAAGUACAAAGAAAUUGGUACAGGCAAAUCGAAAAAGUUAGCAAAGCGUAUGGCUGCGCAUAAGAUGUGGCAGGCGUUACAUGAUCUCCCAGUUGAAGGUGCCGCUGUUCAGUCUGCCGAUGAGGACGAAGAAUUGACGACGCGAAUGGCAAACUUGCAAACACGAUACUCUGGACUGAAAGAUAGUAAAAUAAACACGCUUUUGCCCAAUAAUAAUCAUUCACAAAAAAUAUCUCAUUUUCACAAGUACUUAAGAAAAGCAACCGGUGCAAAAAUAAGUGAAUUACAGUGUGUGGCAAUUAAUACCAAAGAGUUCAGUUCCGUGCAGUUUCUGCAAGAACUGGCGCAGGAGCAGAUGUUUGAGAUCACCUACGUGGACAUCGAAGAGAAGUCCGUGACGGGAAAAUAUCAAUGCUUAGUACAAAUCUCUACACUGCCUAUUGCCGUAUGCUUUGGCACCGGCAACACUCCGAAGGAAGCGCAGGUGGCGGGCGCACUUAACGCACUGGAAUAUUUGAAGCUGAUGACACGUAAAUGAAAUCUCAGGAAGACAGCCAGCGGUGUUGGCAACUGAAUCUGUCAUAUUGUUUUGCUACGCCGGCCGUUUUUCAAUCCGGCGGGCGGCGCAAAGCGAAUAGUUUAGGCUUAAUGUAUGCCACGGGCUGCAGACAGUCAGGGCAGGACGUUUGGCUAACAUGUAAGCACCUAUAACUUUCACUACAAGCUAUACUUUGCAUGGAAUUAGUGUUUUUUUCGAGGAGUUGCCAUGUGCAUUAUUUCUCAUAAUUUUUAAAGCCUAAAUAUUGGGUACAGAAACUGAUGGUUACCAUUUGUACUUGACUUGAAGGAACAAACAUUUAAUUUGAUUAUUAGGUGUUUUGGGUACUAGGUAGUGUUUAGAAAGUUUAGAUCAAAAGAAAACAGUUAAUUUUUAAGUUUGGAAGAAUUUUGUUCAGUGAUUAUUCAACACUAAUCUAUCUCAGAUUUUAUGUGCCCUCUACUAAAGGUUCAGGAAAAGGGCAUUUAUUUAAUGCAAAGUAUAGAGGUUGUAAUUUUGCAUUACUUUUAGUAAUUAACAUAUAUGUCAAUGGUACAAUACAAGCAGACUUUUUGAUUUCACAUUGGGAAAUAACACCACUUCUUUUCAAAUACAUUUUUAAAAUGAGUUUGUUGAUAUACAUUCUGGGGUUAAAUUAUGUACAAUGUAUCACAAGUUAUGACACUUAUUGAAGUUAUAUAUUGAUGUGUACGCUAAUUAAUAUAAUAAUAUGCAUUUA
Molecule: messenger RNA, 2027 nt
Organism: Dalotia coriaria
Lineage: Eukaryota; Metazoa; Arthropoda; Insecta; Coleoptera; Staphylinidae
Gene: loqs
Product: double-stranded RNA-binding domain-containing protein loquacious
Exons: 6
Coding region: 167-1288 (373 amino acids)
Biological process (GO): siRNA processing; regulation of regulatory ncRNA processing
Cellular component (GO): nucleus; RISC-loading complex; cytoplasm
Molecular function (GO): siRNA binding; double-stranded RNA binding
Source: RefSeq, a predicted model, not a curated record